GCUUUCCUGCAGCUGGAAUUUUAAGACGACACUCAAAAGUGAAAUGGAGCUCAAUUUUUUUUGUUUUGUCUAAAUAAUCGUGCUGUUCAAAACUGCCAUGUUUUGGCUCUGCACUCAUGAUUAAAGAUCAUGUAGGCACAACACAAAACAGAAGAAGGGAGUGGACCUGUAGCUGUGGAGAAUGCUGAAUGGCUGGAGUUACACAUAUAAGAAGCAUGGUCCUAUGGGAAACAUUAAAAUUGUGAUUUUGUCUGGACCUUUUAGUUGGUAGAUUAGGCUCCAUGCUGCGGUAAAUUUUAUGUGUGCCGUCUGUGCCAUGACGCAAAAGAGAACCAUCAGAUGGAUCGCUUUCAGGUGAAAGAUGUCAAAUGCUCUGUGUGCAACACAAUCCAAAAGGCUCAGCAGACAUGUGAAGAGUGCAGAGUGAAAUUUGGUGAUUAUUACUGUGACACGUGCCACUUGUUUGAUAAAGACAAGAAACAGUAUCAUUGUGAACAAUGUGGAAUAUGUAGAAUUGGUCCCAGAGAAAAGUAUUUUCACUGCCUGAAAUGUAAUCUGUGUUUAAUCAGCGACCUGCAAGGAAAUCAUAAGUGUGUCGAAAAUGUAUCAAGACAAAACUGCCCUGUUUGUAUGGAGGAUAUUCAUACGUCGAGGAUUGGCGCACAUGUUUUGCCGUGCGGUCACCUUCUUCACAAAACCUGUUUCGAAGACAUGUCUAAAACAGGUGCAUACAGGUGCCCACUGUGCAUGCAUUCUGCCUGGAAUAUGGAAGACUAUUGGGAUGAACUGGACAAAGAAAUCUCGCAGACUCCAAUGCCAACUGAAUAUCGGAAUGUCACUGUAAAGAUAUUGUGUAAUGACUGCCAGACUCGCUGCACAGUGCCUUUUCAUGUGCUGGGAAUGAAGUGCAGUGGGUGUGGAUCCUACAACACGGCGCAGGAUGGAGGGCUCAUGCCUCAGGAGGACACACAGUGAUGGACCCACUGUAUUGCUGCCUAGAAGCUAGCAAAAUCCCACAGUCCCACAAUCCCACAGCUAGCCUAAUUUGGAAAAGUGUUCAUAAUCUUGUAGAGAUUCAUUCAUUGAUUAUUUUAAUCAUGUUCAUUGAACGUGUUUGAAUUUGGUCUGCAGUGUGCACAAUCAAUUUGGUUAAGCCCUGAUUUGUACAAGAAUAUUUAUUUGGCUGGUACUAUAAACUUUAAUUUACCAUUUGUUUUAGUAUGAUGUUCCUAUACUUAUUCAAGUAGUCUAAUAAGUCGAUUUAUGCAGUUAGCAUUGCAUUGAAUGACCUGUGCAGUGAGAGUACAGAACCAGUUAUAUUGGAAAACCUGGAUAUUCUACUAUGCGAUACUCUGAAAUAUUUUUCUUUCUCCAGCUCGUUAGAAGUUGCUUUUGUUCUCUUCGAGCAAAUACAUGUUGGGACAGGAAACCAGAAAUGCAUGUUUUCUGGAAUGCAUUUUUCCAGUUGUUCAGCAGAAUGCCCUUUUGUACUCCUGAUGUGCUUCAAAUCACGUCACAAUGUAGAACAAGUCCUGUGGUGUUAGUUCAGCCCUGAGAAAAAAAAUAUUUUGCAUUGAAAAUUGGCCACCCAGUCUGUCUUGAUGAAACAACUGAAGGCAGACACUAUGCAAAAGUGAUAAUACCUGUUUUAGCAUUUUGUGAUGUAACUCCUUAAAGCAGUUUCAAGACAAAUCCAGUCAUUUGGUCUCUAAAAUACAUAAAAGUAAAAAUAAAAGUGGUAAAAAUAGAAAAAUAGUGUAAUCAUUAUACUGUAUUGAAAGGCACUUAGAUUAGAAGAUUUCCCUAAUGCAUCAACUGUUUAGACACAUUUUCCAUUACUUCUUGUCAGCCGCCGUUUCUUGUAAUGCAUUUAAAUCUUAUAAAACAUGAGAUUCCACGUGUUUUAACUGUAAUUUUUUUUUAUUAAUGUCAUGUUUUCUGCUCUUAAUUCCUAAACUCAUCAAAUCUCAGGUUUACUUAAUUGUUCAACUUGGUAUAUUGUCCAAAUGCAGGUUUUAAAUGGAGAUAUUAUUGUUCUUAAACUGCAGCAGAUCAAGCCUAUGUGAGAAAGUCAUACUUCUAGAUCAGCACACAAUGUUGACCUUCCAUUAAAUAAUUGACACCCUUGGUUUCUUAUUUAUGAAAUGUAUAUUGUGUAGAAAACCUAGUUUGGCUUUUUCCAGUAUUAUACUGUACAUCAUUGUUAAGGCCUUAUUUUUAUGCUUAUUAAAAUAGGAUUAGUAACUUAGAUUAAUUAGGCAGUUAUUCUGCUUCAUUAAUUUAUGAAGACAAAAAUGUGAAUGAAUGGUGCAUUGCUCCUGUGAAAUACGUUGCUGUGUUUCCAUUAGUUUCUGCUGUUUGAAAAUACAUUAAAAAUAAGCCCUUCUUCA
Lepisosteus oculatus (spotted gar) is the source of this 2390-nucleotide messenger RNA. It is a transcript of the gene rchy1, whose product is annotated as ring finger and CHY zinc finger domain containing 1. NCBI's taxonomy places the organism in Eukaryota, Metazoa, Chordata, Actinopteri, Semionotiformes, Lepisosteidae. Gene Ontology annotation, molecular function: zinc ion binding. The record is from RefSeq and is a predicted model, not a curated record.